AUAUAUUAUACCGAUGUCGAAGUUCGCGAGUGGCGAUACUUUGGUCCCUUCAGUGCUGGCGGUUCUACUUUUGGAUAGUGAAGGGAAUCGCAUCAUCGCCAAGUAUUACCAGGGUUUUCUUGGAACGGGACUAGAGAAGUCGAAAUUUGAAGCGAAACUUUUCAAAAAAACAAAGAAUACGAAUACCGCAAGAAGUGAUGCCGACGUGAUCAUGCUCGAUAACACUAUCGCAAUAUUCAGAUGUGGUGCGGACACACGUUUUUAUGUUCUUGGAUCCGCAGAAGAGAAUGAAAUUAUUUUGAAUUUGGUUCUUGAUGGUCUCUUUGAGGCUCUAAAUACUCUCCUUCGUGGACAACUUGAGAGCAGAGCUCUCCUAGAAAAUCUCGAAACUGUAAUGUUGGCUGUUGAUGAACUUGUUGAUGGCGGGAUGAUUCUCGAGACAGAUCCGCAGUCCAUCACCAGCCGCGUACUGAUGCGUGGCGUUGAGGGAACACAGCCAAUCACCGAUAUGUCUAUGUCUCAAGCGAUUGCUACGGCUAAAGACCAACUAUUCAAGAGUGAGUAUUUGCGCCCUCAUACAGGUGCCUUGAACCCGCCCCCCUUGCAGGUAUGAAUUGAUAAGCCUGGUCCCUGCUGUCCAAACUAGAACCAAGCUGUGCGCCAGCCGAGUGGCCAUUUGUACUUAGCUGAGUGGCAAU
Molecule: messenger RNA, 698 nt
Organism: Aureococcus anophagefferens
Lineage: Eukaryota; Pelagophyceae; Pelagomonadales; Pelagomonadaceae
Exons: 5
Coding region: 14-613 (199 amino acids)
Biological process (GO): intracellular protein transport; retrograde vesicle-mediated transport, Golgi to endoplasmic reticulum; intra-Golgi vesicle-mediated transport
Cellular component (GO): COPI vesicle coat
Source: RefSeq, a predicted model, not a curated record